Messenger RNA from Phyllostomus discolor (pale spear-nosed bat), 1707 nucleotides. Its product is annotated as cytochrome P450 4F3. Gene Ontology annotation, molecular function: heme binding; iron ion binding; monooxygenase activity. The coding region runs from base 60 to 1634 and encodes 524 amino acids. NCBI's taxonomy places the organism in Eukaryota, Metazoa, Chordata, Mammalia, Chiroptera, Phyllostomidae. The transcript has 13 exons. The record is from RefSeq and is a predicted model, not a curated record.
CAAAGGCUGCCCAGGUGGAGGGGAGAAGUUGUGUGGGACUAGCGGCUCCAGGCAGAAGAAUGUCACAGCUGAGCCUGUCCUGGCUGGGACUGGGGCCACUGGUGGCCUCCCCAUGGCUCCUCCUGCUGCUCCUGGGGGCCUCCUGGCUCCUGGCCCGAGUCCUGGCCUGGGCCUACACCUUCUAUGACAACUGCCGCCGCCUCCGAUGUUUCCCAGAGCCCCCAAAGCGGAACUGGUUGUUGGGUCACCUGGGCCUGGUCCUCCCCAAUGAACAGGGCAUGAGGGACAUCACUCGGCUGUUCACCACCUACCCCCAGGGGUUUAUGAUGUGGCAGGGCCCCGUCUUCCCCUUCGUUGUUUUCUGCCACCCAGACAUGAUCCGGGCUGUCACCAGCGCCUCAGCUGCCAUCGCACCCAAGGAUAUGGUCUUCUACAGAUUCCUGAAGGCUUGGUUGGGGGAUGGGCUUUUGCUGAGUGCUGGUGACAAGUGGAGCCGCCAUCGGCGAAUGCUGACACCCGCCUUCCAUUUUAACAUCCUGAAGCCCUACAUGAAGAUUUUCAGCAAGAGUACAGACAUCAUGCACGACAAGUGGCAGCGCCUGGCCUCAGAGGGCAACACCCGUCUGGACAUGUUUGAACACAUCAGCCUCAUGACGCUGGACAGUCUGCAGAAAUGUGUCUUCGGUUUUGACAGCAAUUGUCAGGAGAAGCCCAGUGAAUACAUUGCCGCCAUCUUGGAGCUCAGUGCCCUUGUGACCAAACGGCAUGAUCAGCUCUUCCUGUACUGGGACUUCCUGUACCACCUCACCCCUGAAGGGCGGCGCUUCCGUCGGGCCUGCCGCCUGGUGCACGAUUUCACAGACGCCGUCAUCCAGGAGCGGCGCCGCACCCUUCCUGAUCAGGGUGUUGAUGACUUUCUGGAAGCCAAGACUAAGACCAAGACUUUGGAUUUCAUUGAUGUGCUCCUGCUGAGCAAGGAUGAAGAUGGGAAGAGAUUAUCAGAUGAGGACAUCAGAGCUGAGGCUGAUACUUUCAUGUUUGAGGGCCAUGACACCACAGCCAGCGGCCUGUCCUGGGCCCUGUACAACCUCGCACGGCACCCAGAAUACCAGGAGCGCUGCCGGCAGGAGGUGCAACAGCUCCUGGGGGACCGGGAGCCUAAAGAGAUUGAGUGGGAGGACCUGGCCCAGCUGCCCUUCCUGACCAUGUGCAUCAAGGAGAGUCUGCGCUUGCACCCCCCAGUCACGGCCAUCUCCCGCUGCUGUACCCAGGACAUUAUGCUGCCUGAUGGCCGGGUUGUCCCCAAAGGUGUUAUUUGUGUUAUCAGUAUUUUUGGGACCCAUCACAACCCAACGGUGUGGCCCGACCCGGAGGUCUAUAACCCCUUCCGCUUCGACCCAGAAACCGCUCAGGAGAGGUCACCUCUGGCUUUUCUUCCCUUCUCAGCGGGGCCCAGGAACUGCAUCGGGCAGACGUUCGCCAUGGCCGAGAUGAAGGUGGUGCUGGCGCUCACGCUGCUGCGCUUCAGAGUCCUGCCUGACUACGCGGAGCCGCUCAGGAAGCCAGAGCUGAUUCUGCGGACAGAGGGCGGACUUUGGCUGCGGGUGCAGCCGCUGGGCACCGGCACUCAGUGACACCCGCCCCCCAACCCUGACCCCACACACCUCCCUGUGCAGAGUCCCAGGAAAAAAUUGUGCUGCCACCGCU